Molecule: messenger RNA, 600 nt
Organism: Ogataea haglerorum
Lineage: Eukaryota; Fungi; Ascomycota; Pichiomycetes; Pichiales; Pichiaceae
Exons: 1
Coding region: 1-600 (199 amino acids)
Source: RefSeq, a predicted model, not a curated record
AUGAAAGUUGAGGUCCAGGUUGAGGAGAUGCACAAAGGUGUUGUGCGCGACCUUCAUGAUGGCGUUCUGGGCGACCCUUGCGAAAAUGGCGUUUCUGAGCUCGCCAAAGAGCACGGCUCCGAAACGGGUCACACCAUACGCCAGGAUAAUGGCUAUGAUCGAGGUGGUCAGAAGCCCAGCUUGCGACACCCAGUCGACGUUCAUCGAGUCAAUGAUCGACUUGAAAAAGAAGGGCACCUGGACGUUGAGCACCUUGGCCGCGAUCAGCAUGCCCAAUGCCACCACGACCCGGAACUUGGCCCACGGGUUGUUUCUGGGCCAGAUGUACGACAGCAGGUCUUUGAGGAUGCGGAUCUGCGAAAGGCGCUCCUCCUUGAGCACGGCCGGCGACGGCUUCUUCUGCUGGGCGGCCGUCCGCGACGAAUGGAACCAUUUGGCAGAAUGCCAUUGCAGAGGUGUGGCUCGCACAUCUCGGAGGAGAGACUGCGGACGGCCCGGGGCGGCGGCAAAGGCCAGCGGCCGUCUCCAAAACAGGGCGAGCCUGGCAGGUCUCCACAGUUGCGGUCUGAACGCGUGCCGGACACAGAGCCCGGUGUUUAG